Darwinula stevensoni is the source of this 945-nucleotide messenger RNA. The record is from the annotation of a GenBank genome assembly. Lineage: Eukaryota; Metazoa; Arthropoda; Ostracoda; Podocopida; Darwinulidae.
AUGGUCACGGUCACGGUCAUCUUGGCGAUUCUCCCCGUUUUGGGGGCAGGCCGAGCAUUCGGCCUCUUCUUUCCUCCACACUUCUUAGAUGAGCAUUUCUCCACACUUCAAGUUCCCGACUUCUCCAAUUUCAACUCGACGGUGGAGGAAGUGGAGGCCGUUAAGGCGGAAUUUCGAGCCUUAUAUCCAUCCCUCCAAGACUUCUCUUUACCUACACUUUGGAACUUCCACGUCUCCCGGGGAAAUUCCAAACAGAGACAUGGACAUCACAUGGAAGUGGACUUCAACCUUCAGGAAAAGGCAAGGGAAGCGGGGAAGGACAUCGGAGAACUGGAUAUCCGGCUAGCCAAUUUGAAGGUGAGAAUAGAGUCUCAUUCCCAGUCCAGCUUCCUCAGUGUCUUCAAGACAACGCUAGGGAGGACAGAGCAUGUGACCACAUCUCGGAUCGAGUCGGGUCAACAUGGCUUCGACCUCACACCUACAUUUGAAGGAUCCAGUCAGAAUGCCUCUGGAUCCUUGUUCCUCUUUUGUCGACACUGUGAAGUGCUGGAGGCAGAUUUUGGCAUCCUUGUAGCUCAGAAGGAAUAUGUGAGGUCAAAGGUGAAACGAUCAACCUCGUCCAAGGAGUGCAAGUGCUGCCGUACCUCCAUGUUGAUUUCCUUUCACAAGAUGAAGAAAUUCCAUUUCAUCAUUUCACCGAGGGAGUUUGAUGCAUUCCGGUGUGGGGGUACGUGUCCAUAUGGUCACAAUCCAGCUAACCAGCAUGCCAUGUUUCAGUACGAAAGACAUGAGUAUGAAGUAGGAAUGGGGGUUGAUCCCAUCCCUCUACCUUCCUGUGCUCCCACCAAACUCUCUGACCAGCAUUACUUCUACAUUGACGAUCAAGGAAAGUUCUACCGUGGGAUGUGGAGGGAUGCCAUUGUUCAAGAGUGUGCUUGCUCUUGA